AUGGCCCCAAGCAAAAGCAGGAAACGCCCCCUUCCCAUAGACAACAAUGACAAGGAGAUGGUUCAGCAGCCUCCCCCAAGACGUGCAUGCAUCAACAGUGGCAACUUGGGCAGUGCAGGCAAUGCAGGCAAUGCUGGCAAUCCAUCAUUGUCUCCCAAUCCCAAUGCCUACUUCCCCAACAAUGACAUGGCAAAGGAGGUUGCUUUUCUUGACACACUCUAUGGUCCUUCUGGCAACUAUGCACCCCAUCACUCCAGCCACCUGUCAACAGUGAGCAAUGCUUUGUCCACUGCUGGCUCUGCCCCUCCUAGCUGCACUGGCAGCAGCAAUGCUGGCAAUGCUGGCAUGGCUAUUUGUUCCCCACCUGCUCAGAGCACCUCCCAGUGGGAGAAGGAGCUGAGCAAGCCUCCUCCUGGGUAUGAGGAGGAUGAAACCUUCAGGGCGAGGCAGGAAGAGGCAGAUGCAGAGAUGGCGAGGGAGAUGCAGGACUUUCUGGAUGGGGGUGGGGUUCUUGAGGAGGAUAUGGUGAAACCACCUCCUGUGCAGGCUCCAACAAUGCCUGCUUGGGACAAGGAGAAGGACUUUUUUGAUGUGUUGUUGGAAGUGGAAACCUACUCCCCUGCCGAGCUCCAGGCAAUCUACAAGCUCAAACACCCCAACCCCUACAUUCCAGCCAAAGCAAUGCACAAUGCUCAGCCUGAGUCCAGAGUUGCUCCCACCUACAGCAAACCAACAAUGCUCCCCACCUUCACUUUUGACUUUCAGCAAUACAUGCAUGGCAUUGAAUGCAACAGCCCUAUCCACUUUGGUCCUUACCAGCUGGUUAUGUGUAAGAAGCCUGAUGAUUACUCUGAUGAGGUCAAGCACAUCAGAAAUGCACCAAUUGACACUGCUGCAUUGCUUGAGGAUGGGCUUGAUGUGCCUGGUAUCAAUUGCUACCCUCUGGCCGAGGCUUUCUGCCAUCACAAUAGGAGGUGGAUCUUCUGGAAUGUCUAUUUGCAUGACCUGUUUUGCAUGCCACAACCACUGGACUGA
Messenger RNA from Dacryopinax primogenitus, 1035 nucleotides. RefSeq lists its product as uncharacterized. The record is from RefSeq and is a predicted model, not a curated record. The transcript is spliced from 4 exons. Lineage: Eukaryota; Fungi; Basidiomycota; Dacrymycetes; Dacrymycetales; Dacrymycetaceae. Bases 1 to 1035 code for a protein of 344 amino acids.